AAGCAUGUUUGGAACAGUCCCCAGUGCUUUGCAAGGGUUCAGAUUGCAGAACAGUCACAUAUGGGUACUUGUAGUUAUAAAUACUUGACCAUUCUCCAGGGGUGGGGUUUCCAACUCUUUAAACAACUCUGUUGCCUGUUAUCAAGCUGACUUUUCACUCCAAGUGCCAGAAUUGAUUGUGGUCAGGACAUCUUACGCUGAGAAAUAAAUAAAAUGGAACAUAAUGGGUCCGCUUCAAAUGCUGAUAAAAUCCACCAGAAUCGCCUGUCGAGUGUUACAGAAGCUGAAGACCAAGACGCUGCUCUUACCAUUGUGACUGUGCUGGACAAAGUAGCCUCCAUCGUGGACAGUGUGCAGGCAAGCCAGAAGAGAAUAGAAGAGAGACACAGGGAAAUGGAAAAUGCCAUAAAAUCCGUCCAGAUUGACCUGUUGAAGCUUUCACAGUCACAUAGCAAUACAGGGCAUAUAAUUAACAAGUUGUUUGAGAAAACCCGAAAAGUUAGUGCUCACAUUAAAGAUGUGAAAGCCCGGGUGGAGAAGCAACAAAUUCAUGUUAAAAAAGUUGAAGUCAAGCAAGAGGAAAUAAUGAAGAAAAACAAAUUCCGCGUGGUAAUAUUCCAGGAGAAGUUUCGGUGUCCGACAUCCCUGUCUGUUGUUAAAGACAGAAACCUAACUGAGAAUCAAGAAGAGGAUGAUGAUGAUAUCUUUGAUCCCCCAAUAGAUCUCUCUUCGGAUGAAGAAUAUUAUGUUGAAGAAAGCAGAUCUGCCAGGCUUAGGAAGUCAGGCAAGGAGCGCAUUGAUAAUAUCAAGAAGGCAUUUUCCAAAGAAAACAUGCAGAAGACACGGCAGAAUCUUGACAAGAAAGUGAAUAGAAUUAGAACUAGAAUAGUGACCCCGGAGAGGAGAGAGAGGCUAAGGCAGUCAGGAGAAAGGCUGAGACAGUCAGGGGAGAGGCUGAGACAGUCAGGGGAGAGGUUUAAGAAAUCUAUUUCUAAUGCAGCUCCCUCAAAGGAAGCUUUUAAGAUGCGCAGCCUCAGGAAAGGUAAGGACCGAACAGUGGCUGAAGGUGAGGAAUGUGCUAGGGAGAUGGGCGUGGACAUCAUUGCCAGGAGCGAGUCUCUGGGCCCCAUCAGUGAGCUCUACUCUGAUGAGCUCAGUGAACCAGAACACGAGGCAGCCAGGCCAGUGUAUCCUGCCCAUGAAGGAAGGGAAAUCCCCACCCCUGAGCCUUUAAAAGUUACUUUUAAAUCUCAGGUGAAAGUAGAGGAUGAUGAAUCUCUUUUGUUAGAUUUAAAGCACUCAUCGUAAAGAGGAAUUUAGUAUAUCCUAAAUAUGAAUCUCCUAAUCAAGCAGUUUUAGUUUGAAUAGUGUAGUCAUCUACAUUUCUGUGCCAUGUAGGAAAACAUAAAUGUAUGUUUUUUCUUAUAUUUAAAAUCUUGAAGAUAAUAUAAAUAUUAUUGUCACUCUUUCUCACGGCAGCUGUGGAUUUUUUAGUUCCUUUCUCUUGUCCACCAGAAAAAUAGUUUCCUAGGUUGGGCCAGUUACGUGUUUGGUAAGGGCAACUUUGUGGCCAUCAUUUGCAAGAGAACUCUAAAUAUUGGUUAGCAUUAAUAUUGUGGCCAGCCUCAAAGGGGAAUAACUCAUGUGUGGGUUAUAUCAUCCAGAUGUUCAGAUCAACAGAUUUGUUAGUAAAUUAGCAGUCACACCCCUUUUUUGAUGCUUUCACAUUAAAAAAUUGAAGUUUUGGACUUGAGCAUUUGGCUCUAGUAUCAUAGCUUUACUUACAAGCCUGGGCGAGUCAUCUGCUUAUUCUCAUCAGUAAAAAUAGAGAGGGUUGGCCUCUGCUGCCCGCCUCAGAGGACUGUUGUGAUUAUCAAAGGAAAUGGUACACAUUCUGUGGGAACAAGAAGCACACCCAGAGAAAACAAGCCUCACCAGUUCCUCCAAAACAGAAUUGAAAGAGUUACACCUUCUGAAAAAGCCCUCAGCACCAAUCAGUAAGGUCCUAGGUUGGAGAGAAACUAAAGCUGGUCUUCAGAAGCCUUUUCACAGAAUCAAGAGUGAAAAAUAAAUAAAUGUUUGGGUGACCACUUUUUCAUCAGACUAACUAAAUCUUGGGUUUUAGUUGGGUCUCAAAAUGAUCCCUGGCCAGACCCUGUCUAAUCUCCUUUUGAUUAAGAUCUUUGGUGGACUAUAGCACUACAUUUGUUUGAGCAGUAUGAGGCAUAAAAUUGUGACUAUAUUUCUAAAGUCGGCCCUGAUGCAUUGGGUUUGGAAAUGACCACAAAUAUUCCUGUUUUCCUGAGUGCACCCUUCAGGGUCCAGCUGUCCAAAACAGUGUUGAUAGGAGUUCAUCAUAGCUGCUUUGGGAGGAAGCCAGAUUCCCCUUAUCUUUUAGCUUUAGAUCCUCGAAUCCAAGAAGUAGAACAAUGUCUAUUGUUGCUAAAGAAAGAAAGAAAUAGGCCGGGCGCGGUGGCUCACACCUGUUAUCCCAGCACUUUGGGAGGCCGAGGCGGGUGGAUCACGAGGUCAGGAGAUCGAGACCAUCCUGGCUAGCACGGUGAAACCCCGUCUCUACUAAAAAUACAGAAAAUUAGCCGGGCACGGUGGCGGGCUCCUGUAGUCCCAGCUACUCGGGAGGCUGAGGCAGGAGAAUUGCUUGAACCCGGGAGGCGGAGCUUGCAGUGAGCGGAGAUCACGCCACUGCACUCCAGCCUGGGUGACAGAGCGAGACUCCGCCUCAAAAAAAAAAAAAAAAAAAAAAGAAAUGGUAAUACUGAUUCUGUACUUGUAGGAUGUUUAAUGUAGCAUGGUAUUGUAACAGAGAAGAAAUGAUGAAAUUGUUGAAUUUGAAGAGUUGGGACAACGAUCAGCUGUCCCACUUUUUUUCUUACUUUCAGAUCAGUUUUUGGAUAAUCAUAUGGUAGUUAAAAUAAUAAGUGUACACAUAUACACACAGGCAUACAUAAAUCGGCUUUAAAAUAUUUAACUCAAUUACUGAGAUGUUUGGGUUUGGGAGUCUGAUUCAGCAUCAUUUCCUCUUCACCCUGCAUGAAUACAUAAAAUCAUAUAUCGUUCAUGUUGUUACCUUUUUAUAUUGAAAACUAAAGUGUAUACAACAUUGGAUAACACUUUCAAAUGAAUAAUUUUAAAAUGUUUUUAUGACAUUUUGGAAAGAUCCUGGGUGCCUAAUCACAUAUUUUCUUAAGAGCCAUAAUAAAUAUGAAUUUAAGAAAACGUUAUUACAACAUUUGAUGUUAGUGUCCUAUAAAUAUUUUUAUUAAUAAUGCAAACAGUGAAUGUAAAGAAGUUACAAGCUUUUUCUUUUUUCUAGCCCUAUGCAGAAUAAAUAUCAAUUGGCCUGAAAUAUUUUUCUGCAAACAUUACUGUCAUGGAAUUUUUGUAGAGUCAGUUUGCUUACUGAUUCAUAUAUAACCAGACUUGACAUUUUAUGGAACGUUUCACAUAUAGCUGUAUUUGAAUUUUGAUGAGGAAGGAGUUGUAACCUGGUCAGCUCUUCAUCAUGGUAGACUUUGUGCAACCCCAAAACACUAAACAGUUUCAUGUCCCAGGAGGUUUAUUGUAACCUUGUACUGCUUUCUUGGUACUAGGAUUUUCCCUCCAUGUUGCUGCUGUUUCUCUACAUUUCUUCCCAUAUUUGGGACAUUCCCAAAUUCUACAUUCAUAAUUUAUUACUCCUUUAACUUAAUUUUCUUGAUAUAAAAAUAAUGGGCUGCAAAAUCACACGUCCCAUUUGAUAUAAGGAAUAUUUCUAGUCAGUGUUCCUAUUUUAAAAGUUUCAGAUAACAAGGACACAUUAUUUUACUUAUUCAUCUGUAUUUUAGAAAUUAUACAUACCAGAUUUUAAACAGCGUAUUCAAAUAAAACCACUGGCAAGAUUCCUUGCUCUGAGACAGAGCAGUGUAGCAUCUAUAGACACCAGGGGGCAUGGAGCUACUCAGGCUCUUCUGCAGAGUAGACAGGAUAGAGUAGGGGGGUGCAAGUCUGUCUCCGGCACGCGAUGAUCCAGGUCUUUCCUCUGAGUGGGUGAUAGCCUGAUUCUAGCUUACAGGUUAGAGAAGCAGGGCAAACAACAAAGUACAUGAAAAUUCAAGGCGGGGUGUGGUAGUUCAUGCCUGUAAUCCCAGCAUUUUGGGAGGCCAAGUUGGGCAGAUCCCUUAAGUUCAAAACCAGCCUGGCCAACAUGGUGAAACCCUGUCUCUACUAAAAAUACAAAAAUUAGGGGGGCGUGGUGGUGUGCACCUGCAAUCCCAGCUACUUGGGAGGCUGAGGCAGGAGAAUCACUUGAACCUGAGAGGUGGAGGUUGCAGCGAGCGAGGUAAUGCCACUGCACUCCAGCCUGGGCAACAGAGCAAGACUCCUUCUCAAAAAAAAAAAAAAAAAAAAAGAAAAGUACAUUCAGCUUGCUGAAAGUGUACUUGUGGUGUGUGUGUGUAUGUGUGUGUGUGUGAAUUCCCUGAAGCCUCCAUAGGUUAAAAAUACAAAUCGAGAUAAAAAUACAAAACAUUUUGAUUUCAUUCUUUGCCUUCCAUGCACAUUAAAGGGUUUGGUUUAGAUCAAGACCUGCAGUUCAUUGAUUCUAUCAGCCAAAAAGCAAGGGUCAUGUUAUGUAAAAUAUUCCACGGAACCAUUGUUAACUGUGCAGUUCCAUUACAUGAAAUCAUUGGGCUCAUUUUUCUUCUGAGACAUGUUUACUAUAGCUUCUUUUAUUGAACCCUGCUAAGAAAAUUAUAGAUCAUGAUUCCCAAAUCGGCGGAAUGACCAUUAUGGUCUCAUCCUCAAUUCUGUUUGAAUUUGGGGCAUGGUAGUCCCUUGUCUGUAGUGAAUAAAAAAUGAAAAAGCUUCAUGCUAAAUUUUGUGUGUUGUUCUUGUGGCCACCUCUGAAUUAUGUUGUCUCAGGAUUUAUAGUUGUCCUUCCCAGGUCAGAAUCCAUCAUUGUAUUUCAUAAGCAGUGGCUAGGAGAUCUAGGAUAACCACUUCACUGUGCAUCUCUUAGGACAUCCAAGGAUCCCUAA
This is a messenger RNA of Symphalangus syndactylus (siamang), 5036 nucleotides long. RefSeq names its product caveolae associated protein 4 (gene CAVIN4). NCBI's taxonomy places the organism in Eukaryota, Metazoa, Chordata, Mammalia, Primates, Hylobatidae. Gene Ontology annotation, cellular component: caveola; cytoplasm. The record is from RefSeq and is a predicted model, not a curated record. Gene Ontology annotation, biological process: regulation of gene expression.